AUGGAAGGCAAGGACUGCUUGAUAUUUUGCUUCGAAGAAGCAUUGAAUUAUGUUCAUAUAAAAGAACAUGUGUUUUUUGAAAUUACAUCUAUGUUAGUAGUUCAGGGUAGUUUAAGUGAUGAUAAUCCGUAUUCUAAAACAUCAUCAAUACAUAAUUGGUUACUUGGUUAUGAAUUUCCAGAUAUGUUGAUGCUUUUGACUCAAGAAAUGAUUUAUUUUUUAACGAGCGAUAAAAAGGCAACUAUAUUAGAGACUCUAAAGGAUGGUAUCGAAGCUUUUCCUAUGACAAUUUUGAGACGAUCGAAACAAGCAACAGAAAAUGAAGUAGCUUUGAAACAGGUGGUAGAUGCAAUGGAAAAAGCAGGGAAGCGUGUGGGAGUAUUUUCAAGGGAUACUUUGAAGGGUAAAUUCGCAGAUGAAUGGAAAAGUGUUUAUGGGAAAACAUCAUUUGAAGAAGUAGAUGUGUCAUUAGGAGUUUCUUUGGCCAUGGCAGUGAAGGAGGAAGAUGAAUUGAAAUGUAUUCGUCUGGCAUGUAAAGCUAGUGUUUUACUAAUAUCUACAUAUUUUGUUGACAAAAUGUCUACUAUUAUUGAUGAGGAGGAUAAAGUUUCUCAUUUACAACUAUCAGAAAUGGUAGAGCGCAAGCUUGAAGAGGAGUCGUUUUUUCGGUCAAAGAUGGGUAGUGAUUUUGAUCCAGAGCAACUUGAAUGGUGUUAUACACCGAUUAUUCAGAGUGGUGGAAAUUAUGAUUUACGUCCUUCAGCUGUUUCGGAUGAUCAUCUCUUGCAAGGUAAUGUGAUUUUAUGUUCACUUGGUCUUCGAUAUAAGUCAUAUUGCUCUAAUGUUGGGAGGACGUACAUGAUUGAUCCUAAUGAGUUUCAAGAAAAUUAUUAUGAUUUUUUAUUAUUGCUUCAGAAGAAAAUAUUCGAGAGUAUUAAGGAUGGUGUUGUUGUUAAGGAUAUAUAUAAUAAGGCUGUUGGAUUAAUUCGUGUUAAACAUCCUGAACUUGAAUCUAAAUUUGUUCGUAAUAUUGGUUUUGGUAUUGGAAUCGAGUUUCAAGAUAAGACUUUGAUACUUAAUUCAAAAAAUAAUCGAGUUUUGAAAGAUGGUAUGACUUUGAAUAUUUCAAUUGGAUUUAAUGAUAUUGAAAAUCCUAAACCUCUGCAUAUUAGAGAUAGAACAUAUAGUUUAUUGCUAAUUGAUACAAUAAAAGUAACAAAGGACGCGCCAAUUGUUUAUACGGACAGUCCAAAAUCCUAUAAUGAUAUAUCUUACUAUAAUGAUGAUGAGCCCAUUGAAAAUGAAAAUAUAUCUAAGAAAAGACCCGAACGUAAAGUUUCUGCUGCAAAUUCUGCGAUUUUAAGAAGAAAAACUAGGGGAGAAAAUAAGGAUGUUGAUGAUUCUGCUGAGCAGAGACGAAAACAGCAUCAGAAAGAAUUAGCAGAGAAAAAGCAGGAGGAAGGCUUAGCUCGAUUUUCGAAUGGUGAUGGAAUUCAAAAUGGGAUAGAAAAACCUACUCUUAAAAAAAUUGAAUCUUAUAAGAGAGACUCUCAAAUGCCUUCAUCUAUAAAGACACUCAAGAUUAUAGUCGAUAUAAAAAAUAGUAGUAUCAUUGUUCCAAUUUAUGGUCGACCUGUACCUUUUCACAUAUCGACAUUAAAGAAUGUAAGUAAGAAUGACGAGGGUGAAUUUGUUUACUUGCGACUUAAUUUUCUUACUCCUGGACAAGGUGUGGGAAAAAAAGAUGAUAUGCCAUUUGAUGAUCUUAGCGCAAGUUUUAUAAGAAGUUUGACUUUUAGAAGCUCAGAUACUCGACAUAUGUCUGAAGUUUUUUUAUCAAUACAAGAAAUGAAGAAGAAUGUUGCUAAACGUGAAGCGGAGCGUAGAGAAAUGGCAGAUGUUAUUGAGCAGGACAACUUAAUAGAAGUUAAAAAUCGUCGACCUUUAAAAUUGGUUGAUGUAUUUUCUCGUCCUGCUUUAGAUGGGAAACGUGUUCCUGGUGAAUUAGAGAUUCAUCAAAAUGGAUUACGUUAUCAGUCUCCAUUACGAUCUGAUCAUAAGAUCGAUCUUCUUUUUAGUAAUAUAAAACAUCUUUUUUUUCAGCCCUGUGAUCAUGAAUUGAUUGCUUUGAUUCAUGUUCAUUUAAAAAAUCCUAUUAUGAUUGGUAAAAGAAGGGCAAAGGAUGUUCAAUUUUACCGAGAGGCAUCAGACAUGCAAUUUGAUGAAACCGGAAAUAAAAAAAGAAAAUAUAGAUAUGGCGAUGAAGAUGAAUUGGAGUUAGAACAGGAAGAACGGCGAAGAAGAGCGGCGUUGAACAAAGAAUUUAAAGCAUUUAGUGAAAAAAUAUCUGAAUCUAAUGAAGGUGUAAUAGAUGUUGACAUUCCUGUACGUGAACUUGGAUUUACUGGGGUUCCAUUUCGAAGUAAUGUGCUUUUACAACCGACAACCGAAUGCUUAGUACAUCUUACUGAUCCUCCUUUUUUAGUGAUAACACUUUCAGAUAUAGAAAUUGCUCAUUUAGAAAGAGUUCAAUUUGGACUUAAGAACUUUGAUCUUGUUUUUGUCUUUAAAGAUUUUCGUCGUCCUCCAGCACAUAUUAAUACAAUUCCAAUGAGUCAAUUGGAUAACGUAAAAGAUUGGUUAGAUUCUGUUGAUAUUGCAUAUACGGAAGGUGUUUUAAAUCUUAAUUGGGUCACAAUUAUGAAAACUAUUAAUGAUGACCCUUUGGCGUUUUUCGAAGAGGGAGGAUGGGCAUUUUUAAAUAAUGAAUCUGAUGAGGAAAGUGCUGAAAGUGAAGAAGAAGGCAGUGAAUUUGCUGUUUCAGAAGACGACGAAAGUGAAGAAGAAUCCGAUUAUGAAGAAAAUGCUUCAGAUGACGAGUCUGAAGUUGAUGAAGAAGAUUUAAGUGAAGCUGAUGAUUGGGAUGAGCUAGAAAAAAAGGCUUCUCGUGAUGAUGCUAAAAAAUCUAGAAAGUGA
Pneumocystis murina B123 is the source of this 2976-nucleotide messenger RNA. RefSeq lists its product as hypothetical. Gene Ontology annotation, molecular function: nucleosome binding. Gene Ontology annotation, biological process: positive regulation of transcription elongation by RNA polymerase II; transcription elongation by RNA polymerase II. Gene Ontology annotation, cellular component: FACT complex. The transcript is spliced from 18 exons. The record is from RefSeq and is a predicted model, not a curated record. Lineage: Eukaryota; Fungi; Ascomycota; Pneumocystomycetes; Pneumocystales; Pneumocystaceae. The coding region runs from base 1 to 2976 and encodes 991 amino acids.